AACUAGUUGACUGUGAUGGACUGGACCAGGCAUGCAGAGGUGGACUGCCAUCAAAUGCUUAUGAAGCUAUUGAAAAACUUGGUGGUCUGGAGACUGAAACAGACUAUUCCUACACUGGACACAAGCAGAAUUGUGAUUUCACAGACAAGAAGGUAGCUGCCUACAUCAACAGCUCUGUGGAACUGUCCAAAGAUGAGAAGGAAAUUGCAGCUUGGUUGGCAGAGAAUGGACCAGUCUCUGUUGCUCUGAAUGCCUUUGCUAUGCAGUUUUAUAAAAAGGGUGUGAGUCAUCCAUGGAAGAUCUUCUGCAAUCCCUGGAUGAUUGACCAUGCUGUGCUGCUGGUGGGAUACGGUGAACGAAAUGGUAUCCCAUUUUGGGCCAUCAAGAACAGCUGGGGGGAGGACUAUGGAGAGCAGGGUUACUACUACUUAUUCAGAGGGUCCAAUGCGUGUGGGAUCAACAAAAUGUGCUCUUCUGCUGUAAUCAACUAAACGACCAUCUCUACGUAACACUGAAACAAACGCACAUCUUAAUUGUGUUUCCUGUCCUGCCUAACCCACCUCAACAGAACCCAAUGCUUCACAGCUCAACGUGAUUCACCUGAAGUUUUACUGAUGUUUGUUUUACACCUGAGAGCUGGUGUUCUGCCCUCAUACCUCAUGUCACUUUACCAAGUUGUACCAGCACUAAUAAAGCUAGCUUUGAUGUGUUAAUGAACAUUUGCAGCAGUUUUAAACUAGAUUUUAUGUGCACAUUUUAUUCCAUAAGCAAACAGUAUUGGUUGUAUCAUCUUUGCUAGCAAUAACAGGUGUUGUGUUUGAUGUCUUACUGGUUUGCUCUCCUGGAAUUUUUCUCAUCACUCUUUGUGCUUAAUAUAUAGACUUGAAAAAUGUUUUUGUUUUAUUUUAUUUUAUUGAAUUGAGCUGAACAAUGAUAGAAAAAUGCAAUGGAAAUGUGACCAAGAGUGAAAACAUUGAAUAAAAAGCCCAAAUAUAUUUUAAUAA
Molecule: messenger RNA, 1004 nt
Organism: Austrofundulus limnaeus
Lineage: Eukaryota; Metazoa; Chordata; Actinopteri; Cyprinodontiformes; Rivulidae
Product: cathepsin L
Biological process (GO): proteolysis
Molecular function (GO): cysteine-type peptidase activity; cysteine-type endopeptidase inhibitor activity
Source: RefSeq, a predicted model, not a curated record